[Candida] anglica is the source of this 857-nucleotide messenger RNA. Lineage: Eukaryota; Fungi; Ascomycota; Pichiomycetes; Serinales; Debaryomycetaceae. The record is from the annotation of a GenBank genome assembly.
AGUCAAUUGUUAAAUAUGAAUAACGAUGAUGUAAAAAUGGAGGAAGCCACGCGUGACAUAAAGCCUAAACCUGUUAAUUCAUCAACUGCUGGUCAGACUUCGGCUCUUUUGCCCGAACCAGAUGGAAAAGAUUAUCAAAAACUUAUGGAAAAGUACUUAGAAAAGUUCAACAAAGUUCAUGCUCAUUCACAAGAUCUUUGGAAAGAAGAAAAGACACUUCGCCAAGCGUUAUAUUCAUAUCAAAGAAGGGUGAAUUCCCUUUUGGAUAUGCUUAGCACAUCCGAGCCUCAUGAUGACGAUACUGAUACAUUUAUCAAUGAUACAGCCAAUAUUGCUAGAAUAGAGAACUUGGUAAGUGAAAAUCCUUCAUUGAAAGACGUGCUAGGUCCAAUGAAAGAAAUUUUUCAAUCUGGAGACGAUAGCACAAAAGUGUCACAGAGACAUUUGAUAAAUCUUUUCAUAUCAGAAUCAGUUCCAGAAUUAGUUGGUGAUUCCUUAGAUCAUUUGGAGAUAAAUCCACAAGAUACAGAGCCUUGGUUGAGAAGACAAUAUCCAAAUUUGGUGGUUUCAAAAUUCAAACCUAUGAAUUUCACCCCUAGUACAGUAGUUGAUGUAGUAGAAUCUGUACAACCUGCACGCCCAGUCAAUAAAAGAAAGCGGAAACCAGUGCGUGACAGCUCACAAGAUCAAGAUACAGAACAUGAAGAUAUUGAAAUUAGUAGCCCACAACCCAAACAAAUAAAGACUAGUUAGAAUAUAAUUAAAUUUAAACUAUAUAAAAUAUACACUAAAUUCUUUCUAAUAAUAAUAUUCUAAUAUUUGGAUAUAUUUAUUCAUUUCUCUCAUUAUAUACAUAU